Zea mays is the source of this 2854-nucleotide messenger RNA. Its product is annotated as UBP25. Gene Ontology annotation, molecular function: cysteine-type deubiquitinase activity. Gene Ontology annotation, cellular component: nucleus; cytosol. Lineage: Eukaryota; Viridiplantae; Streptophyta; Magnoliopsida; Poales; Poaceae. The coding region runs from base 460 to 2394 and encodes 644 amino acids. The transcript is spliced from 9 exons. The record is from RefSeq and is a predicted model, not a curated record. Gene Ontology annotation, biological process: protein deubiquitination.
AAGAGCUCCUUGUCUUACCGAAGUGUUCUAGACCCGGUGUAGCCGCUGCACCAGGCACCAGCCGUCGAGCCCAACGCAACGCAACGCACCAGCCACUCCUACUCCGGCUCUUCCAAACUCCGAGUUCCGACCCCGACGGGGAAAAAAUCAGACUCCUCGUUUCCCUCCCUAUCCUCUCUCGUCACGCCGUUGUCGUCCCGUUGCUCGAUUCGAAGGCGCGACCCUUCGCCAUCGCUCUUGCCUCGCCUUGCCGGCGGCGCCAAUACCCGUGCUCGCGUCGGAGCGCCCAACUUCCCCACGGUGGCCGUUCCGCCGCGGCGCACGCAGGUGGGCGAUGCGGUCGGAUGAGUGGGCGGCGGCGGCGGCGGCGGCAGUGUUUCGUGGAAAGGAGGAGGAGGGGGGCCUUGUGCUUUCCCGCGGCGUUGCUGUCUCCGCCGCAUACGCCCCUCGGAGCCGGUGAUGGCCCCGACCGCGGAGUCGUCUUCCCCGCCGCCGCAACGGCGCCCCCGCACGGGCCCACCCCCGGGGCUGAAGAACCUCAGCAAUACCUGCUACCUCAACUGCGUCCUACAGUGCCUCGCGUCCACGCCGCCCCUCGCCACGUUCUGCCUUGCCUCUGGCCACUCCGACAUUUGCAAGAAGGUGUCCCCGAAUAGGGACAAGGAGUGCGCGUUCUGCGUGCUUGAGCGGCAGAUCGCCCGGCUGCUUCGGGCAGAUGCUGGGGCGCUCGAUUCCCCAGCAAAGGUAAUCCGCUGCAUGCCCCUAUUCGCUGAGCACUUCAGGUGGGGGCGCCAGGAGGAUGCGCACGAGUUCCUCCGCUAUGUGGUAGAUGCCUGUCACACUGCUGGCCUCCGCACGCGCAAGCUGCUACUCGCUAAAGGUGCCAAUGGUAACUGUGGUGAGGAUGGCAGGGGGCAGGGGGCAUGUCUGGUUAUGAGGGAGACAUUUGGUGGGGCAUUGCUGAGUCAAGUGAAAUGCCUUGUGUGCAACAGAGAGUCUAACAAGACUGAUGAAAUAAUGGACAUCAGUCUCGAUCUGCCUGGGAGCAGUUCUGUUGCUGAUGCCCUUGCCCGCUUCUUUAAGCCGGAGAUAUUGGAAGGUGCAAACAAAUAUAGUUGUGAAAGAUGUAAAACGCUCACCUCAGCGCAGAAGCAAAUGUUUAUGCUGAGGGCACCUAAGGUGCUUGUCAUACAACUCAAGAGGUUUGAGGGGAUAAAUGGUGGAAAGAUCAACAGGAAUAUAGAAUUCAAGGAGACACUUGGUAUUUCUGAUUGCAUGUACAAUAAAAGCCAGGAUCCGCAACCAGUAUAUAACCUUUUUGGUUGCAUCGUCCACUCAGGGCUCUCCCCAGAGUCUGGUCACUACUAUGCAUAUGUUAAGGAUCCUAGUGGUCAAUGGUUUUGUUGUAACGAUUCUCAUGUCUCCCUAUCAAGUUCUCAGAAUGUUUUGUCUGAGAAGGUCUACAUCCUAUUUUAUAUACUGAAUUCAAAAACUCAAAAGUCUAGUACAAAUGGUUACUCUUUUACUGCAGCUAAACCUUUCAGCACCAAUGUAAUUGACAUAUCAAGCACCUCACCUAGUGAGACCUCGAAGAUACCUUUGGUAAAACAGAAUGACCUACGUCUUGCCAAAGGUAAUGUACUGAUGCCCUUGAGGAAUGGCAAGACUGCAUCAGGUCCACUUAUCAAGCCAAUUCACUUCAAGAAUAGUGCAGCAGAAAAGGCUACACCAAAUGGCAAAAUAAACCUCACUUCAAAAAUUAAUCCCGAGGUUAAUGAAACUGUGAAAUUAUCAGAAUCAAAUGGAUGCAAGACUGAACACUUUGUAGGACCCAGUAAAAUUAAUGCUAAUAAUACUAUUUCUUGUGGAGAGGGAGGCGAACAAUCAGAAAGAAUACUGCAGGAUGCAAAUGGAAAUGGCCAGCCAAUCCAUCAGUCCCAGUAUCUUGGUGAGACCAGUAUAGGCAAUGCUACGCCUGCUCAACAAGUGACCAGUAAUGGCAAUGCCACGCCCGCUCAACAAGAGACCAGUAAUGGCAAGGCCUCACAUGCUGAACAAUGUUUUGAGGGGUCAUCUCACCAAAAAGAGCAUGCAAACUCUUCAGGAAACAAACGCCAACUUGAAGAAGAUAAGUUUCAGAAAAUGCUUGCUAAGUCAGCUUCUUCUGAGCUUCGGCUGUCUGUAUGGAUGGAUGAUGUCUAUAAUUUUAUGCGCUCGCAAAAGAGGCGUCGACUUCUAAGUUCAGACGUUACUCAAGAUUUUGAUGCAAUGAGAAAGCAGCUAGUGUCAGAUUCUGCAGCAAUAUUUAGGUCAAAAGUUCCGGAGUCACUGAUGGAAAAUCUCAUUAAACGCCUGAGAUCAUACUUCGAGGGCAAACAUUCACCACAUGAGUAGUUUUUCAUGCAGUUCUUCAGAAGCUACUUAAGGUGUCAAUUGGAUCUUGGUGGUCUACUCCCUAACGCUUCGCGCGGCUUAUUUUGAGGAAUUUUUUGUUUUCUUUGCUGAGGUUGAGACGAGGAGUUCUAAGCUGUAUCUUUUGUUGUUUCCCUGAUGUUAUAGGCAACGCACCACCAUCCCCACCGCUUCUCUGUCUAGAAUGUAGAAGAUACUUCCUUUUCUCCUUUUGUAAGAUACUAUAGCUGGCAGAUUAAAGCAAGAGUUUAUGGUGUUUUUGACCCUUUACAAAUGUAUUUUUUGCCCCGAUCAGUCUCAGUUUUGGUCAAUGUUCUGUUACGGGCAGAUUCGAUAGCAACAUUUUUCUAGAUUUUCUGGUGUAAUCUCCGGAAGCAAAUUGACUUGAGAAUACAAUCUUUUAUCGUUCUGAUGGUAAAUUGAUGUUUGAUCAUGAGAAAAA